AUGGGUAUGGUUUUUGGUAAACUCAGGGUGGAAACACCGAAAUUCGAAGUCGUAAAAUCGACAGCCGACUACGAGAUACGUCAAUACCCACCAUCGGUGGUGGCAGAGAUCACCUACGACCCAACUCAAUUCAAAGGGGACAAAGACGCUGGGUUUUCGAUUCUAGCCAAGUACAUCGGCGUAUUUGGCAACCCACAGAACACGAAGCCGGAAAAGAUCGCGAUGACUUCAUCAGUAAUAACGAAGGCGGAAAAGAUAGGGAUGACUUCGCCGGUGAUGACAAAGGGAAAUGUAGGAAGGGUGACGAUGCAGUUCACGCUGCCGGAGAAGUACAAAAAGGCGGAGGAGGCGCCGAAGCCCGUAGAUGAGAGGGUGGUGAUAACGGAGGAGGGAGAGAAGAAAUAUGCUGUGGUAGGGUUUAAUGGGGUGGCGACGGAGGGAGUUGUAACGGAAAAGUUGGAGAAGUUGAAGAAGGACUUGGAGAGAGAUGGGUUUAAGAUUGCAGGGGAGCAUGUAUUGGGAAGGUACAAUCCGCCGUGGACUUUGCCUUAUUUUAGGACCAAUGAAGUUAUGGUUCCGGUAGAAUAA
Lactuca virosa is the source of this 588-nucleotide messenger RNA. NCBI's taxonomy places the organism in Eukaryota, Viridiplantae, Streptophyta, Magnoliopsida, Asterales, Asteraceae. The record is from the annotation of a GenBank genome assembly.